GCAGGAACCGGCUGUAGCGACGCAGGUGGAACCGACACAGGCAGACCGAAACCGGCGGACCGGAGAACAGAGCGAUCUACGGAAAGAAAGAGAACUGAAGAUGGCAGAUGAUCCGAGCGCGGCGGACCGAAAUGUGGAGAUCUGGAAGAUCAAGAAACUCAUCAAGAGUCUGGAAGCGGCGAGAGGUAAUGGGACGAGCAUGAUUUCUCUCAUCAUUCCUCGUAAAGAUCAGAUCUCCCGAGUGGCGAAGAUGUUGGCAGAUGAGUUUGGUACUGCGUCAAACAUCAAGAGUCGAGUGAACAGACUGUCAGUGCUGGGAGCCAUUACAUCUGUCCAACAGAGACUCAAACUCUAUAACAAAGUGCCACCUAAUGGUCUGGUGGUGUACUGCGGCACGAUAGUAACCGAUGAAGGGAAGGAGAAGAAAGUCAACAUUGAUUUUGAGCCGUUCAAGCCCAUCAACACCUCUCUGUACCUCUGCGACAACAAGUUCCACACGGAGGCUCUCACGGCGCUGUUGUCGGAUGACAGUAAGUUUGGGUUUAUUGUUAUUGAUGGUAGUGGAGCUCUAUUCGGGACCUUGCAGGGCAACACCAGAGAAGUUCUGCACAAAUUUACUGUGGACCUGCCCAAGAAACACGGAAGGGGUGGUCAGUCUGCGCUGCGUUUCGCUCGGUUACGCAUGGAGAAGAGACAUAAUUACGUGAGGAAGGUCGCAGAAACGGCGGUGCAGCUUUAUGUGUCCAAUGAUAAAGUCAACGUGGCCGGACUGGUGCUCGCCGGGUCCGCGGACUUUAAAACCGAGCUCAGCCAAUCCGACAUGUUUGACCCGAGGUUACAGGCGAAAGUGUUGAAGCUGGUGGACAUCUCUUACGGGGGGGAGAACGGCUUCAAUCAGGCCAUCGAGCUCUCCGCUGAGGUCCUGUCCAACGUCAAAUUCAUUCAGGAGAAGAAAUUAAUAGGCCGAUAUUUUGACGAGAUCAGUCAGGACACGGGGAAGUACUGUUUCGGAGUUGAGGACACGCUGAAGGCCAUGGAAAUGGGGGCCGUUGAAAUCCUCAUCGUCUAUGAAAACUUGGAGACCAUGAGAUACGUCUUCAGAAUGCACGGCGCGGAGCUCAACGGCGCUGAGAACGAAGAGAAAGUCAUUUAUUUGACCCCAGAACAAGAGAAGGACAAGUCUCACUUCAUAGACAAAGAGACAGGACAGGAACACGAGCUCAUCGAGUCGAUGCCUCUGCUGGAGUGGUUCGCCAAUAACUACAAGAAGUUUGGAGCCACUCUGGAGAUCGUGACGGAUAAAAGUCAAGAGGGGUCGCAGUUCGUCAAGGGCUUCGGAGGAAUCGGAGGGAUUUUGCGAUACCGAGUGGAUUUCCAAGGGAUAGACCACCUGGAAGCCGACGAGGAGUUCUUUGAUUUGGAUGACUACUAGGUAGUCAGGACUGAACGAGGGCAAAAUCAAAGAAGAUUUGAGGAAAUAUGGAAAGAAAAAUCAUUCUUUUUUUACAGGGAGAGAGAAAGUUUGUGUGUUUUGACCCCAGACAAACAUAGAAAUCAAUCAUCUGUCAAUCAAAUUAAUGACAGGGUUAUUCAUGAGGAAUCGAGCGCUCUGAUUGGAUAAGACUCAAUACUUGGUUUUGUUUAUUCUCCACCCCUCUUUGAAUUAAAGUCACAGCACGUGUCCAGGAAGUAAAUUCACCCUGUUUUUGGACUCGCUCCUUUUGAAAUAAAAGUAUAUUUUUCUUUUUUAUCCUAUUUUCCUUCUCUUUUUCCA
Messenger RNA from Xyrauchen texanus (razorback sucker), 1774 nucleotides. RefSeq names its product eukaryotic peptide chain release factor subunit 1-like. NCBI's taxonomy places the organism in Eukaryota, Metazoa, Chordata, Actinopteri, Cypriniformes, Catostomidae. Bases 101 to 1432 code for a protein of 443 amino acids. Gene Ontology annotation, molecular function: sequence-specific mRNA binding; translation release factor activity, codon specific. Gene Ontology annotation, cellular component: translation release factor complex; cytosol. The transcript has 11 exons. Gene Ontology annotation, biological process: cytoplasmic translational termination. The record is from RefSeq and is a predicted model, not a curated record.